AUGUCCCACACAAUCGAUCCCGCCAUCCUCGCAGCCUUGGACCUAGACAAAAACAGCACCACAAUCUCACCUGUCGGGGGCUCAGGCUUCUCAUCAACCUUCAAGCUCUCCACGACAAAAGAUGGCCAGCCAUUCGACUACUUUGUCAAAACAGCCUCCGGCGAGGGCGCAAAAGUAAUGUUUCAAGGUCCAGCCCCUCAUCCAGCCUCCCCCCCUCCGCCUUCAAAGCUAAACAUCCUCGCCUCCUCACUUACAGGCGAACACGCCUCUCUCAACGCGAUCCACGACGCCGUCCCCAACUUCUGCCCCAAAUCAUACUUCCACGGCCCCCUGCAGCUCUCCAACAAGUACUUCCUCGCCACCGACUUCCUCAACCUUGGCUACUCCGCGUCAAAGGGUUCCGGCGUCUCUUUCGCCGCAAAGCUCGCCAAGCUGCAUACGACCCCCGCGCCCGUUCCCGACGGCUUCGACAGGCCCGUGUUCGGCUUCCCCGUGCCGACGUGCUGCGGCGACACGCAGCAGGAUAAUUCGUGGCGCGCCUCCUGGGCCGACUUCUUCGCCGAGAACAGGCUGCGCUUCAUCAUGAGGCGCAUCGUGGAGAAUCACGGGCCCGAUGACCAGGCCGCCGACACAGUCGAGAAGAUUGCUAGUAGCGUCGUCCCGCGGCUUAUCGGGGACGAUCGCAUCAGCAUCACGCCCGUUGUCGUCCACGGCGAUCUCUGGAGCGGGAAUCAUUCCGAGGGCCAGAUUGCCGGGCAGGGUGGGCGAGAAGAGGUUGUCUUUGACCCUUCCUGCGUGUAUGGCCACUCGGAAUACGAAUUGGGCAUCAUGAGGAUGUUUGGUGGCUACGGGGGUUCCUUUUGGAGCGACUAUGAGGAGCUCGUGCCUAGGGCAGAGCCAAAGGAGGAGUGGGAUGAUCGUAUCAUGCUCUAUGAAUUGUGA
Molecule: messenger RNA, 942 nt
Organism: Trichoderma aggressivum f. europaeum
Lineage: Eukaryota; Fungi; Ascomycota; Sordariomycetes; Hypocreales; Hypocreaceae
Exons: 1
Coding region: 1-942 (313 amino acids)
Source: RefSeq, a predicted model, not a curated record